Molecule: messenger RNA, 351 nt
Organism: Ipomoea nil (Japanese morning glory)
Lineage: Eukaryota; Viridiplantae; Streptophyta; Magnoliopsida; Solanales; Convolvulaceae
Exons: 2
Coding region: 1-351 (116 amino acids)
Molecular function (GO): zinc ion binding
Source: RefSeq, a predicted model, not a curated record
AUGGCUUCUAACAACUCCGGUGGUUCAGUUGAAUGGAUUCCAGAAGUGCGCUGUUGGUGUGGCGAAGUCGCUCCUGUAAGGAUGUCCUGGAGUUGUGCCAACCCUGGAAAGCGAUUUAGAGCAUGCCCACACUAUGGAGUACAUGGGAAUGGGAACUGUAGGUAUUUUCAAUGGUUGGACUCUGAUGUCACUGACUGUGUAUCCAAAGUGAUUCGAGGUCUAUUGAAGAUGUUAGAUAAGCAAGAAAGUGAAAUCCAAAGGCUUCAAGCAGUGAUUGCUGAGAAAAUUGUCAAGCUUAAGAAGAAGAGUCUUGCUUCAAAAAUUCAAUUUUUGUAUGGUUUUGGAUUUUGA